CGCGCUCCUAUUGAUCGUGUUCUGCGCUGCUAGGGGGUUUCAAUGGCUGGGUGGGGUGCAGUGUUUUCAGUUCGCGUCGGACAUCCAACAGAUGGAUCGCUUCUCUACAACACAGAAAACACUUGAGUUUCCCGUGAAUUAACAAAAAUGUUCGUGUCUGGGGAGUGACGCUGUAUAACCAUGAACUGAAUAUUAAGGUGCCGAAGAUGCUGCGACAUCUCUGGAUUCAUCUCAGUCAGUGGAACAACAGGAUCUUGACGUAGAAUGACGUAAUUUCGCCCGAUUCUUCACGUGGUCUGUGAUGGAGAAGGUUCCAAAUACGUCCACACCCACGGAAGUAGGAAGCAGUGACGUCACCAUAAUAUCCAGAACCUUUUUCGUCCCAGCAGAAUCUGACGGGGUGGACCAGGAUACUGGGGGCGGCGGCGGAGACGUCGUGACCCGUCAGGACAUGGGUUCGACAUCCAGCAGUCAGACCAUGACGACAACAGCAAGUAGCACCACGGCGCCAGUAACGGAUAACUUCACCGAGUUCUCUGUCUGGACCGAGGCCUUCUGGAAUUCCUCCUCCUCAUCGCCGACACUGAGUUUGCUAUUGUCUGCGGACAUCAGUCUUGCAAACGACACAGACGUUUCGGUGGUCACCGAUCUGAUUAUUCCCGGUGAAGACGAUGCGUCCUGUGUGGAAUGGGAGGCUGCGCAACACAACCUCUUUCAAACGGCCAACCUCUUCUUCGCAGCUGCAUUUAUCGUCCCACGCAGUUUUAAACAGAGCUUACUUCUACUCAGGGCGUUCCUGUGCGUGGGAUUCUCUCUGUCGGCGCUCUGGGCUGGCAUCCACGUCUGCGCGCCCGACGCCUUCGCCUGGAGCGUCGGCCUCGUGUUCCUGAACGCAGUGCACACGGCCAUCCUGACCUGUCGCUUCCUGCCACCGCCCCUCUCCGUGGAGCUGACGGAACUCUACCUGAAGCUGUUCAAGCCCCUGCGAGUCAGCAAGAAGCACUUCAAGGAACUCACCCGCGAGGGGCAACUGCUCCACCUGGAACCGGGCGAAACGUACGCCGUGGAGGAGGUCACCCCUGCAGACGAGAGGCUUUCCGUGCUGCUGAAAGGAAAGCUGCGAGUGACGUGUGACAACACGCACCUCCAUUACAUCCAUUCUCACCAAUUCAUCGACUCUCCCGAGUGGGAGGCGAACCACGACAGAAGCGAGGACGUGUUUCAGGUGACAAUAACGGCCGAGCAGGAGUGCCUCUACAUGUGCUGGUCGCGCCUCAAGCUGAAGCGAGUUCUGAGGCACCGACCAGGGCUCCAAGUGGUGCUCUCCAACAUCAUAGGUAAGGACAUCACACAGAAACUCUAUUCGCUGAACGAACACUUGGGAGCCAUGGCCAACAUCGAAAUGGCAGCCAAGGCCUUGGGCCGAUCUCCCGACCACUGGCGAUCUAUGAAUCGAAGCCUCAGCAUGGACGCCGUUCACACUGGGACGCGAGGCCACGUGCGGUCCGUAUCAUGGCGCGCACAGCAGCAGCGCAGGACUUCCGCUACUUAUUCGGACAGAUCUACGUCACCAUCACGAUUCACGCAACAUCAGUGCUGGGUCCCAGUCGUGGCCAACCACUUCCCCGUGACGUCACCAUUCGGCAACUAUCCCCACACAGUCAUCACCACGGCCUCUACAACUGUGGUAACAGCGGCCACCACAGCUGCUGUUCAGCAGUUCACGGCCUCGCCGCCUGUAGCGUUAGUGCCUGUCAUCGUACCGGUUCUAGCGCCGCCACCGGCCCAAACUCAUACUAGGUCAAGAUCUAUUCGGCGACCUGGAGGUCGAGAGGUGAAGUUCGAGACGCCGGUCUGACGCCAGCUUCCAGACGGGGGAGGCGAAGACGUCUUCAAAGAUAUCGCCCCGUACACACGCAGCAAUUCUGUACAAACAGAUGUGCAGUUGUUUGCGUUCCCCCGUUUAAUUUAAAUAACGUGACCAUGCUAUUGUGCAGCCGGUCAUAAUUUACGUAUAUGAUACCAACAGCUUUCCAGGAAAAGAAAGUUGCUACGCCAUUUCAAAACAGAGAAGUUCCCAAAAGUAUCGACCGAAAUAUAUGUCAGUGUCUCUUAUAUGAACCCAAUUAGCAGUGUCAACAAAGAUUAAUGGCAGUUCCAACUCACAUAACUUCCCUGGUGUAAAACGCACACAAUUACCUGGAUAUUUAAGUCAACGUAGAAUCCUCACGUACGAAUUAUCUGAAUCAGUGUAAAUGCCAUACAAACACACCAAAGUUACAAAGUAAAAGAUGCAACUGGAUUGUGUUUAUCGAAAUGUGUUCAAAGACGCUUCAUUAAUACGACAGAAGUGACUGAGUGAGUAGAUUUGUGUUGGUUUCUGCACACGGUCCUUUCUAAACGCACGUUUACCUUACUUCAGAAGACCUCUGUACAAUGGCGAACCCAGUGGGGGCUGUUUCCACCACUUGUGUUGAGACUACCCUUAAAACUUUUCACCCAAGUAUAUUCCCAAGAAGGCAUCAAAGUUUUAUAAAUUUUUAAUGAAAAUAUUGUCCUAAAACUUCAUUCCUCUCCGUGGUUCAGAUUGUAGCGCAUAACAAACAGCUAAUGCGUUAAAAUACGAAAGAUGAGCCAUCGAGUAUUUAUGACAAUGACACAGGGGAGUACAAUUUUCGUAAAUGCUGGCCCUGGAAAUACGCGACUAAUUUAAUUCAAAGAAAAACGAGCACAUUUCCUUCUGUUCCAUUUCCUUCACGCAACUGACGGCUUUGUGAUAAAACUUAUUAAUUACUAUCAGAUAAUCAUUUUGUACAGAACGCACGCCUUUUCUCAGCAGAAUUAAAUCUAGUCUAUUUUCAUAAUUCUGCCACAGACAUUAAGAGACGUAUCUAUCCUUCCAUGUUAGUAUAGAAUAAUAUUUAGAGAACGAUUUCUUAGUAGCCUAUAGCACGAGGACGUACGUACUUACUUAUUAGUGCUACAGCCUUCAUCUGCCUAAUCAAUGCGCUAUCAGAUAAAAUGUUUAAAAAAUCUCAGUUAAAUAGACAAAGAAUCAACUGUCAAUCAAAAUCAUCUGCAUAAGUUUUAUCUGCCUUUAAAAUUUAGAUAUUUCAGUGUUCACUCGCUUAAACUCAAACAGAAAUUUCCUAUUAAAAUAAGGAGAAUACAUUUCACAGAUGCCUUAAAUUACUAAAGACUGCAAAUUAUGAUUAAAGGCGGGGAACACAAGUCUCAAACAUGACUGUAAGUGCACGAAAGUGACAGUUCACGCUGCACAAGAACCCCGUACGAUCUAAAAGGAACUAACUCGACACGGUUUGAACUGUUCUCCGAGCUCACCAAACACGCACUUAACCACGACCUUUGUGUUUUCUGUGUUAUAAUUGCGUUGUGUGGCAAAUCUCUGUUGUCGGGCUUUCAGUGGACUCACAACAGAAAAUACUCAAGAUGUAAUCGCUGUUCGUAACAAAUUAUGGAAUUAUUUUUGAGAAAAAGUUGUUUGUGUCUAAGUUAGGCCUAAUUAUAGUCGAGUAUCACCCAAUAGGAAAAAAAACAAAUGAAUUAUGUCUGUCUUAGAAUGCUGGAGAGGUGUCUGUUGUCAGUAUGAUAUUGUAAUGGGUAGUGAGAAUGUUUUGAUGGAAUUACACUUUUAUCUGUUACUUGUAUUCGGUAUUUAUGAGCGUAUUCGGUGGUUCCUAGUUUCCUAGCGACAAACAUACAUAAGCAAGUGCACAUGAUAUGGUAUUGUGCUCAUAUAUUUUAAGUUUCGUGCGUUUUCGUCUCUCUGAAUUAUGGAUAAGUAUAUCUGCCAUCAAAUGUAUGUCCGUCAGUUUGGCAACUGCAGAAACAUUGCGACUGCUUCUGCAUGGCAAAUCACACGUUUUAACGAAAGUGAAGGCAUCCUCAAUGGAUGUUAUGCAAAGGGCUAAAAUACACGACUGUAAGACGGACUUCCAGGCUCCUGGUGAAAUAAAAACACGAAAAGAACUAAUUUUAGUUGAAAUUAAUUUAUUUUUCGUAAAGCCAAGUUAAAGGAAUCCGUAAUACGGGCUGCAUAAACUCGCGUCCUGAUUGCAACAUUAGGUAUCAGUGUUACAUAAAAUGGAUUAAAUGGUAACCGAACCCCGCAGCUCCCUUUUAGGAUUCCGAGCCAUUAUGGAGGCGUUAGGCUCGAUUCUCGUCACAGACAAGGUAUAACUUAUCUUCAACCGUAUUUCCCUCCACAUCGUUCCAAAUUCGCAAUUAAAAUCAUCAUAAAAUUUUACUCCUGUAGUGACCGGUCUCAUCACAAAGCUUGUCGGUUUUAACAAGCUGCUGUUGUGUUCGACAUUUCCAGAAAUUGCUUUCGUCUGCCGAAACAACGCGGGCUCACAGUUUCUGCGAUUACAACACGCAGAUUUCCAAGACAAAGACACGUAAAGGAUUGAUUCUGAAGGAUGAGGGGCUCCUCUAAGAUCGAUCAAUCAAGCUGCAACCUAGAGUUUCAAUUCUACAGUUAUGUAUUUGGGCCCUUUGGGGAGUUCGUGAAUCUAACAAAAGAGAUCGUUCAUUUGAAUGCGAGGUCUCUCACGGAAAUGUCAGUCAAACUUUUUCUCGUUAAAUUUUAACCCUAGUAAAUUAUUUUGUUCGCACGAAAAAAUAUUUUGCAGUCCUUAAUGGCCACUGCCCACUCCACCCCCUUCAAUCAAUCUUUAUGUGGCCAACCAUAAGUUGGGAAUCAGCAAUCAGCGUAAUUAGACAACGACCAGUUUCUUGUGUAAAUGCACUGCAGUUUGUGUUCAGAAAUGUGAAAUUCAAGGACGCAUGCGCAAUAUUUACGUCCGAGUAGGCUGUGUUUCCACCUUAAUACAAUUAAAAUAGAAGUGGUAUUCGACAGAAAAGCGAUGAAAAUGAUAAGAUAUAAACAUGUGGAUGCAAUGGACAAAAUGUAGUUACCUAUUCAGAAGUAAAGUUUGUAUUACCAGUUUGUUACUAAAUUUUGUAAAUAACUUUGUAAAAGUCGAUGAUAAAUGUUAAUGUUUUAUCACGUGAACAUUUCAUGUUAUUGUUAAGAGAACACGUAAUCUAUGUUUCAUGAUGUGUGACUAAGAAAUGUACAAAAUGAGAUCUGACCAUUAAAUGGUAGUGUCUGAGUAAGAGCACACC
Zootermopsis nevadensis is the source of this 5148-nucleotide messenger RNA. RefSeq lists its product as uncharacterized. Gene Ontology annotation, molecular function: cAMP binding. Gene Ontology annotation, biological process: skeletal muscle tissue development; striated muscle cell differentiation; heart development. The record is from RefSeq and is a predicted model, not a curated record. Gene Ontology annotation, cellular component: sarcolemma. Lineage: Eukaryota; Metazoa; Arthropoda; Insecta; Blattodea; Termopsidae.